This is a messenger RNA of Daldinia childiae, 1071 nucleotides long. RefSeq lists its product as uncharacterized. The coding region runs from base 1 to 1071 and encodes 356 amino acids. NCBI's taxonomy places the organism in Eukaryota, Fungi, Ascomycota, Sordariomycetes, Xylariales, Hypoxylaceae. The record is from RefSeq and is a predicted model, not a curated record. The transcript has a single exon.
AUGGCUGAAUCGUCACCGCUAAAAGCUACUCCUAAACGUAAGCGCGACGAUAUGCUCAACGAGCAACGCGUUUUCAACUCUUCUCCAAAUACUUAUAGUCUGCCUAAGACCACCUUCUCUUUCCAACCUCCGACCCUGAAACCAGUGGAGAAUUCUCGAAACGAUGCCCCUGAAGACGGUAACAGUAGUCCUCGAAGUAAGGUUGCUCAACAGUUCCAAGAACUGGCCCUUGGAAGUGGGGGCGGGGUAAUUGAUAGCGACAGGGUCGAUGGCACUGAUUUUAUGGGAACGAGAACGGGAACGGGAUCAGACGAGGCUAGUCCCCAAUUUGCAAUUGAUAGCCCGAGAUUUUCGCCAGAGCUCACCGUCUUCGAUUUUGAUGGAGGUAUUAGAAGUAGCACGUCCGCCGAAGACAUGCAGCUUGACGAUGACGAUACUGUAUCGCGUAAGCGUGUCAAGUUGCCUGACAUCACUGAACUCCAAAAUUCUCCUGAGGUAGGGUUGGGGGGAGAAGUAGACGUGACGAAUCCCGACUUUCUUCAGCCUAUUGAGUCCCCUCGAUUCACUUUACAAACAGCCGUGGAUCCUGCUAUUUUGAGGACAGCAAAGAUAGAAGGUUCAGGCCGUUUGCAGAAGUCUUAUCCAUCCAUCAACCGAUUAUCGGAAUCUAAGUCGCGUAUUCGAAAACGAUCGGGCACUCCUCCUUUAGCAAAGCGUAAGACGGCAGAAGCCUUAACUGAGGAGGAUCCUAUCAUCAUUGAUCCCGUUCGUGCCGCGCUUACGUGGCAUGAGGACGAAAUUACUAUAUAUGAUCCCGAGGAUAAAGACGAUGAUGGUACUGGUAUCAACGGUAUCGGUUUCAGACCAACUCCUGCUUUGGCAUACGCGCGGGCGCAGAAACGAAGACAGCAGCUAGCCGACUAUAGAAAACGCGAGGAGAGCGAAGCUAGAGCGAAGAGAAGUCAACGUCGUCGACAACGGAUUGGCAAUGUCGCGGAAUUGGAGAGGAAACAUUCCAUGGCACGAGUGCGUUUCUCGGAUGCAGAGCCGACUACUGUGGUCACGACUUGA